Messenger RNA from Poecilia reticulata (guppy), 2523 nucleotides. RefSeq names its product zinc finger protein 408 (gene znf408). Lineage: Eukaryota; Metazoa; Chordata; Actinopteri; Cyprinodontiformes; Poeciliidae. The record is from RefSeq and is a predicted model, not a curated record. Gene Ontology annotation, cellular component: nucleus. Gene Ontology annotation, biological process: regulation of gene expression.
UCCGCUAAUUUCUUUUUCUUUGCUGGAUAAAGAUAGCUUUCCCAGAGUUAAUUUUAACGGAGUGAACGGUGUUUUUUAAAACAAACACUACUCGAUUCAAGACACCGAUCACAUCUAGUGUGAAUGGCCCGUCUUCUGCCUGAUCUCGCCUCCUUCCUGUCCUCGGUUCUGCCCCGCGGCUUCGCGUUGGGCCCUUCGCUGCUGCGUGAAGGCAGCGUGGGGCUUUGGUGGGUCGGUGGCCCGCUGGAGGCCGGAGCCCCGCUGGGGACGGAGGGCGACGCACAGCGGGCCCCCAGGACGCGUUCAGACCCGCUGAGCAGCUCCUCUGAAAACGGCCAAUCAGGAGCUGCUUGUUCUGAGGAUGAGCAGGCACUGAUGGGAGGAUCAACCACUCAGGAAGCUCCUGCACAAAGAGCCACAUGGUUCCACUUUGCCUGCCAGGCGCGAUGCAGGGCCCAGCAGAACGUGGCGGUGCGGUGCGCCUGCGGAGGGGUGUGUGACGACGCGUGUGUGGGUGUGUGUGUGCGUGCGUGUCAGGACAUCCAUCCGGGAACGGAGCUGCUGGUGUUCGAUGAGGCGCCGGGAAAAGGUCAACCAGAUACGAAUCUGAAGCAGGAUCCAGAGAGCAACAAAAUAAAGACUCUGGGAGAGGAAAAGCUCAAAGAGAAGAAGAAAACUCUGCAGGAUGAGGAAGAGCAUCGCAGACGGACCCCCAGUGUCAUCAAUCCUCGUCCUUCCCCUCAGAGGAGGACGAGGAAGAGGAAAACCGUCCCAUGUGAGCCGAACUCAGACCGUGAGAAAGAGCAGGACAGGUUGACAGACAAACCAAACCUUCCUGUUCCUCCACCCGUUCGCUCCAGCUCCCGUCUGGCUGCUAAACCGCGGCGGUUUCACUGCAUGUCCGCCGGAUCCAAGCGCCAUCCUGCGUCCGACUCAUCCAAACCGACCAAGGGACAAAGCAAAGACUCGGCCGAGGCGCCCGAGGUUUCCUCGGCCGCCGGGUGGCAGCCAGAGGUCAGAGAGAGACGGUACCGGUGCUCCAGCUGCGGGAAAAGGUUCUACCAGCUCGGUCACCUCCGGAAGCACCAGUUCAGCCACACAGAUGAGAAACCCUUCCGCUGUCGAGACUGUGGGAAAAACUAUACCUCAUCGGAAAGUUUCAGAGCCCAUCAGUUGAGUCACAGAGGCGAGCGGCCAUUUUCCUGUCCUCACUGUGAAAAGACGUACGGCCUGAAGCGGGACCUGAAGGAGCACCUGGUCCUGCACACCGGAGAGAAACCCUACACCUGUGAGAACUGUGGGAAAUCCUUCGCACGACGGCCCUCACUGCGCGUCCACCGCCUGCUGCACUGCAGCAGGAAGGUCUACAUGCUGUCGCCGAAGGUGCAGUGCUCCGUCUGCUCCAAGCAGCUGGCCAACCCCAGUUCCCUGAGGAACCACAUGAAGCUGCACACCGGGGAGAAGCCGCACAUCUGCCAGCACUGCGGGAAGCGCUUCAGUCAGAAAGGGAACCUGGAGAGCCAUCUGAGGGUUCACAGCGGGGAGAAACCGUUCCACUGCCCUGAGUGCCUGCAGACUUUCACUCAGAAGUCGGAUCUCCAGCGUCACAUGUUCACCCACACUGAGGGAGGGUUUCUUUGUAGCUACUGUGGGAAAUCUCUGAGGGACCCCCACAGUCUGAGGUACCACGAGCGGCUGCACACCGGAGAGAGACCCCAUCGCUGCUCAAUCUGUGGCAAAGGCUACACCAUGGCGACCAAACUGAGGAGACACAUGAGGUCUUCCCACCUGAAGGAGAAACCGUACAGUUGCUCCUGCGGCGCCUCGUACACCUUGAAGCAGAGUCUGCUUCGGCACGAGGCUCAGCACCGGCCCAAGACAGAGGAACCGAGCAAAGCAGGUCCAGAGGAACCGGUGGCUUCGGGCUGCGGCCACCUGAAACCGGCCCGAGGAAGACCGAGGAAGACUGGGCUUCAUCUGGAGACCAGAGGAAAGGAUGAGGCACGGGAAAAAGAUGAGAACAUGGUGAAAACAUCAGAGGCUGCAGGCGACGUCCAGCACACCGUCAUUUACGUCCACACAGACGAGCUGCCUGCAGGGACGCAGCCGGAGCUGGUGGAGGUGGUGCUGCCUGACGGCGCGGAGCAAUGCAUUCUGGUCCAGGGGCAGCAGCAGCUGGGGGAGCUGCUGAUCCUGCAGGAGCCGGACGGACUCUGCAGCGUGGCGGAGACCGUGGAGAUAGACACGGUUUAACCCGAAGCCGACGAUCAAUCAGGUGAUUGAUUAAUGAGAUCCACCUUCCAUCAGCCGACCUCGUCUGCAUUUAAACUCGCUUAUUAGGGAAAAUUGUCUUUGAACAACCUUCGUACAACAGAUGUGAAUGAAUUAAAGCCGAUUAACUGCUGAUAAUUCUCAAAAAUACUCACAGUUUUCAUUAGCCAAUGGAACCAUCCAUUUUCUUUACACCCUUGUCCCUCAGUGGGGUCAGGAGGUGCUGGUGCCUCCAGCUAACAUUCUGGGCGA